AUGGCCAAUUGUCUACCAAGUAUCCAGUCUGAGGACCUGAGCCUGCAGCCCAAUUGUUCAGGGUAUGCCCUGGAGGUGAUAGUGGAUGAAGAAAUCCCAGGACCAUCAGCUCCCUGGGUAGAGUCUAGCUCCCAGCCUCACUUUCCUGGCUGGGAGAGGGAUUGGUCAACAGUAUUCGAGGAGGACCUAACCCCAGAAGUUGAGGAAACCUGGGUGGUAGAGACUCUUUGUGGGCUCAAGAUGAAGUUGAAGAGACAGCAGGUGUCAUCUGUUCUGCCUGAACACCAUGAAGUCUUCAACAGGCUGCUUGAGGAUCCUGUAAUUAAAAAAUUUCUGGCCUGGGACAAAAACCUGAGAGUCUCUGACAAGUAUCUCCUGAGCAUGGUCAUUGCAUACUUUAGUAGGGCUGGCUUCUUCUCCUGGCAGUACCAGCGGAUCCAUUUCUUCAUAGCUCUCUACCUGGCCAAUGACAUGGAAGAGGACAACCAGGCCCCCAAACAAGCCAUGUUUUCAUUCCUCUAUGGGAAUAACCAUUCCCAGCGCCUGUUGUUCCACAAACUAAGAUUUCAAUUCAUCAGAUCAAUGCGCUGGAAGACCAGGGUUUCCCCGGAAGAGUGUGAAGAGAUCCAGGCUUAUGACCCGGAGCACUGGGUAUGGGGGCGAGACCGCACCCUUAUCCCCACCAUUAUCCCCUAA
Molecule: messenger RNA, 696 nt
Organism: Chrysochloris asiatica (Cape golden mole)
Lineage: Eukaryota; Metazoa; Chordata; Mammalia; Afrosoricida; Chrysochloridae
Product: speedy protein E4-like
Exons: 6
Coding region: 1-696 (231 amino acids)
Biological process (GO): positive regulation of cyclin-dependent protein serine/threonine kinase activity
Molecular function (GO): protein kinase binding
Source: RefSeq, a predicted model, not a curated record